Schistosoma turkestanicum is the source of this 2398-nucleotide messenger RNA. The record is from the annotation of a GenBank genome assembly. NCBI's taxonomy places the organism in Eukaryota, Metazoa, Platyhelminthes, Trematoda, Strigeidida, Schistosomatidae.
CAAAAACCAAUAGUGUGAAUUUGUUAUUUCCAUUGAAAAAUCUAUUUCGUUCUAAACAAUGACAAUGAAGAAUGAAGUUGUUGUACCCCCUGGUCUAAGGGAACUAUUACAAGAAUUAACUGUGUCUAUCCUGCGAGAACAUCCGGAUAAUUUAAUUCAAUUCUCUAUUGAUUUUCUCAUGAAGAAGGCAGCCUCUGAAAGUAAUCGUGCAAAUAAAACCACCGUAGAAAGUGAAGAAGAUGAUGAAGGUGAACCAAUGCCUAUGCCUACACAACGUACUACACGUAGAGCUGGUGUUGCAGCAGAAAGUUAUGAUCCAGAAAAAGAUGACAGUGCGAAUAUAGUCAAAGUGGUACAUCCUAAAACAGAAGAACAACGUCGACGGCUGGCACAAGCAACAAAAGAUAUUCUACUAUUUCGUUGUCUUGACGAUGAUCAAAUGAAAGAUGUCAUUGAUGCUAUGUAUGAACGUCAUAUAUCACCGGGUGAAAAAGUGAUCACCCUCGGUGAAGAUGGUGAUAAUUUUUAUGUAAUUGAAAAUGGGAUUUAUGAUAUUAUUGUCAAAGUCAAUAAUGAAGAGAAAACUGUGGGGAAAUAUGAGAAUAAAGGUUCGUUUGGUGAAUUAGCCUUGAUGUAUAAUACACCACGGGCUGCAACAAUUUUGGCUAAAACAGAAGGUGUUGUUUGGGUUAUGACACGUGAAGUGUUUCGUUCAAUUGUAUUGAAAAAAGCAUUUGAAAAACGUCGACUUUAUGAAGAAUUAUUAAAUCAAGUACCAAUUUUAGAAAGUCUUAGUGCUUAUGAACGUAUGAGUAUAGCGGAUGCAUUAAGAACGAAAAUUUUUGAAAAUGAACAACAAAUUAUUAAACAAGGUGAUCCAGGUGAUGAAAUGUUUUUUGUCGAAGAAGGUAAAGUACGUAUUAAAAUGAAAAGAAGUGGAGAGACUGAAGAAAAGGAGGUGGCUAUCAUUGAAAAAGGCGGUUAUUUCGGGGAAUUAGCUUUGUUGACAAGUCAUCCACGUGCUGCCUCAGCUUAUGCUGAUGGUCGUAUUAAAUUGGCUGUAUUGGAUGUGGGCAGUUUUGAACGAUUACUUGGUCCGUGUUUAGAUAUUUUGCGAAGAAAUAUUGAUGAUUAUGAAGCGAAAUUAAAGAAUAUAUUUGGUAGUUUAGAUAAAGUACCAGAAUUACGUCGUUAAUUUUCUGAUUAUUAUACUUACUGUUCAAUAAACUUGAUUCCAUUUUUACUUGGAUAUGCCAUAUUGAUUGAUUGAUCAUUGACAUGUUCAAAACAAAAGAAAUUGAACAGAGCAUCAUAGUAAGUACCGUAUACAUAUAUAUAUAUAUUUUUUGUGGUCGGUUGCAUAUAUAAAUAUCUAUGUACAUAGACGUUUUAUUCUCUCACUCACUCACUCACUCACUUUGUUUCCCCCCACCUUGAUUGAUUGUUUUUACUUAAAUGGGUACUAACAAGAACCAUUUAUAUAUUCCAAAUUAACUUAUCAGUUGUUUCUAAACUAUUACAAUGGUUUUGAUGCGUAAUUUAAAUUAGUAAUUCAUAAUUUUCAUUAUUUAUUAUUAUUACUAUAUCUACUACUACUAUUAUUAUUGUUAUCAGUAGUAUGAACAUUACCAGUUCAUUCAUAUUAGCACCAUGGUUUUGUGUGUGUGUGUGUGUUUUUUUUGUGACGCUUCUCUUGAUUUUCACACAACUAUUCAUUCAGUAUAAAUUAGUUAGAUUAUAUUCGAUUAGUGAAGGAAAUCUACUACAACCAUCUACAACAUUGAAUUUCUUUUUCUAUGUAACUUUUAUUCACCUAGUUGAUUCAAAUUGUGGCGAGUUUAUGGAAUUGUUCUUGCCCUUCACUGGGAUUAUUAGUAAAUGAACGUACAUGCACUCACUUACACACACGCAAAGGAAAGAGAACUUGUUUCUCGAACAAUUCAGUAUAUAUGUCCAUUUGUUAUGUCACACACAUCAAUAAUUAUUCAUCGUUCAUUUACAGUGUCAUCGUCAUCAUCAGCAUCAGUAUCAUUCUGAUCAAUUUGCUUGUGUGUGUGUGUGUGUGUGUACUGAUAAAUGAAGGCUGACUGGGUUCGCCUCUUCUUCUCCUUCUAUCAUUCUCUUCCAUUCCUUGUUUGUCAAUCAUUCUACUGUUCAUGAAUGAUGACACCUGUUCAUUGACCAUUUUGUUCAAUGUGUUUACAAGUAAUCAGUACAAACAAAAAACUCAAAUGUUCAAUUAUUUAUUUGUUUCUUGUUAUUCUCACUAUCGUUGUUGUUGAUGUUGUUGAAGAUGAUGUAUACGUGCACAUGUUGUUUGAUUUGAUUUAAUUUGAAUAGUGAGUGUAAUGGUUUUUUUCAAUAUUUAUAUUCAUAUAUAUACACAUAUAUAUAUAUA